GGGUUCUGCAUCGAGCCAUCGAUUAACUCUUAUGGGUCUGUUAUAAUUUAUCGGCUCCGGCUCUUACAAAUAACUGAUUCAAAGUUCAUCGUCUUUCAGAAAUCAAAAUCAUACUCGAACACCACAACAAACCACAACUCAAUGCUUCAGCUUAUCAACAGCUACAUAUAAUCACUCAACAACAACACAAAAAUGGCGUAUAUAAGCAUGGGAGAAGCACACAGAAGAAUAACAGACUACCUCAACAGAUUCUCCGACGCCAUUUUCACCCAAGACGGAGCUUCCUUAACACAACUCCUCUCACUCUCCUCCAAUUCACCUCCGCUGCUCUCUCUCGCCGAUUCUCUCAGCAUUUUCCAGGACGCUAAUAGAUUGAUUAAGCAGUCAGAGAAGUACUCACAGUUUGGGGAAAUAACCGCUCCGUUGUUUCGGGCUUUUCAAAGCUAUCGAAUUGGGAAUUUGGUUGAUGCUUAUCCUGCUUUUGAAAAAGCUGCAAAUGCUUUUCUUCAAGAGUUUAGAAAUUGGGAAUCUGCUUGGGCUUUGGAUGCUUUGUAUGUCAUUGCCUAUGAGAUUAGGGUUCUUGCUGAAAUGGCUGAUCGAGAGUUGGCUUUAAAUGGAAAAUCACCAGAAAAGCUGAAGGCUGCCGGUUCAUUCCUCAUGAAAAUGUUUGGAGUUCUUGCUGGGAAGGGCCCAAAACGUGUGGGAGCGCUACACGUGACUUGCCAAUUGUUUAAAGUCUACUUCAAGCUUGGUACAGUUCAUCUCUGUCGAAGUGUGAUCAGGAGCAUUGAAACUGCUCGAAUAUUUGAUUUUGAGGAGUUCCCUAAAAGAGAUAAGGUUACCUACAUGUACUAUACUGGUCGUUUAGAAGUUUUCAAUGAAAAUUUUCCUGCGGCUGAUCAUAAAUUGUCAUAUGCCUUAAUGCACUGUGAUCCCCAAAAUGAAGCAAAUAUGAGGAUGAUAUUGAAGUAUUUGAUUCCAGUAAAGCUUUCUUUAGGUAUCUUGCCCAGUGACUGGCUUAUGCAAAAGUACAACCUGAUUGAGUAUAGAAAUGUUGUUGAAGCUCUGAAAAGGGGCGAUCUCCGACUUCUUCGGCAUGCACUUCAGGAGCAUGAAGAUCGGUUUUUAAGAUCAGGCGUUUAUCUUGUUUUAGAGAAGCUAGAGCUACAAGUUUAUCAAAGACUGCUUAAGAAAAUUCAUUUCAUUCAAAAGAUUAAAGACCCAAGUAAAGCUCAUCAGAUGAAGCUGGAAGUAAUUAUCAAAGCUUUCAAGUGGCUUGAGAUGGACAUGGAUUUGGAUGAGGUGGAAUGUAUUGUGGCCAUAUUAAUAUACAAAAACCUUAUGAAAGGAUAUUUUGCACACAAAAGCAAAGUGGUAGUUUUGAGCAAGCAGGAUCCUUUUCCUAAGUUAAAUGGAAAGCCUGUUAAUUCAUAAAGAUUGCUGAAACACCAGUUUAUUUCAUUUCCAUGAACCACUGACAGGGAUUUGCAUCGGACUAUUCUGAAUCGACCCGGAAUGGCGUCCUCUAUCUAGAUGGACAUCGAAUCUACGCGACAUGGGAGUACUAGAGGAGGUGUCUUCCAAUUUAUCUGUAAUAUUCUAAAACAUUCUGAAUGUCAUUAGAAAAUCUCAAAAUUAUAUUUGGUAUAGAAAAAGGUUCAUAUUCAA
Messenger RNA from Mercurialis annua (annual mercury), 1668 nucleotides. RefSeq names its product enhanced ethylene response protein 5. The record is from RefSeq and is a predicted model, not a curated record. Lineage: Eukaryota; Viridiplantae; Streptophyta; Magnoliopsida; Malpighiales; Euphorbiaceae. Bases 193 to 1434 code for a protein of 413 amino acids. Gene Ontology annotation, biological process: transcription elongation by RNA polymerase II; post-transcriptional tethering of RNA polymerase II gene DNA at nuclear periphery; poly(A)+ mRNA export from nucleus. Gene Ontology annotation, molecular function: RNA binding; double-stranded DNA binding. Gene Ontology annotation, cellular component: transcription export complex 2. The transcript is spliced from 14 exons.